This is a messenger RNA of Chlorella variabilis, 1329 nucleotides long. RefSeq lists its product as hypothetical. Gene Ontology annotation, biological process: L-tryptophan biosynthetic process. The transcript is spliced from 9 exons. Gene Ontology annotation, molecular function: tryptophan synthase activity; pyridoxal phosphate binding; L-serine hydro-lyase (adding indole, L-tryptophan-forming) activity. The coding region runs from base 1 to 1329 and encodes 442 amino acids. Lineage: Eukaryota; Viridiplantae; Chlorophyta; Trebouxiophyceae; Chlorellales; Chlorellaceae. The record is from RefSeq and is a predicted model, not a curated record.
AUGCCAACACGGUGGUACAAUCUGGUCCCCGACCUGCCCAUGCCCCCGCCGCCCCCGCUCAACCCCGCCACGCUGCUGCCGCUCGUCGCGGAAGAUCUUGAGUCGAUCUUCCCGCGGAGCCUGAUCGAACAGGAGAUGUCGUUGGAGAAGUACAUUGCAAUCCCGAAGGAGGUGCUGGAAGUGUAUAAACUGUGGCGUCCCACGCCGCUGUACCGUGCACGGCGGCUGGAGAAGCUGCUCGACACCCCGGCUCGCAUCUACUACAAGUAUGAGGGCGUCAGCCCGGUCGGCAGCCACAAGCCCAACACCGCGGUGCCGCAGGCCUGGUACAAUGCGCAGGCCGGCGUGAAGAAGCUGACCACGGAGACGGGGGCGGGGCAGUGGGGCGCCUCGCUGGCGUUCGCCUGCAAACUCUUUGACAUGGAGGCAAGCGGGGUGCGCGCAAGCUACGACUCCAAGCCCUACAGGCGCAUGCUUAUGGAGUUAUGGGGUGGCACCGUGCACCCGAGCCCCUCCACCGUUACCCAGGCGGGCCGGGACAUCCUGGCCAAGGACCCCAACACCCCAGGGUCGCUGGGCAUUGCCAUCAGCGAGGCGGUCGAGGUGGCCGCGAGUGAUCCUACUGCAAAGUAUGCCCUGGGGAGUGUAUUGUCACACGUGUUGUUGCACCAGACCGUGAUAGGCGAGGAGGCGCUGCAGCAGCUGGCGAUGGUCGGCGAGACGCCCGACCUCGUGAUUGGCUGUACGGGCGGCGGCAGCAACUUUGGAGGCCUUGCUUUUCCGCUGCUGCGGGAGAAAAUGGCAGGGAACAUGAACCCUAUCAUUCGCGCCGUGGAGCCAGAGGCCUGUCCCUCGCUGACGCGCGGAGUCUAUGCCUACGACUUUGGUGACACCGCCGGCCUCACGCCGCUGCUCAAGAUGCACACCCUGGGCGCACAGUUCAUCCCGGAUCCCAUCCACGCUGGCGGGCUGCGCUACCAUGGCAUGUCGCCCCUCAUCUCGCACGUGAAGGAGUUGGGGCUGAUCGAGGCGGUGGCUGUCCCCCAGGUCGACUGCUUCAAGGCCGCGCUGCAGUUCAGUCAGACGGAGGGCAUCGUGCCCGCGCCCGAACCAACCCACGCCCUUGCGGAGGCCAUAAAGGAGGCGCUCAAGUGCAGAGAGACAGGCGAAGGCAAGGUCAUUCUCACCGCGCUCUGUGGCCAUGGGCUGCUGGAUUUGCCAGCAUACGACAAAUUCAUUCACGGCGCGCUGGAAGACAUCCCGCUGCCCAGCGCCAAGCUGGAUGCUGCGUUUGCGUCGCUGCCGAGUCGAAGCAGCACCUCAUUGUAG